This is a messenger RNA of Caenorhabditis angaria, 522 nucleotides long. Lineage: Eukaryota; Metazoa; Nematoda; Chromadorea; Rhabditida; Rhabditidae. The record is from the annotation of a GenBank genome assembly.
AUGCCACCUGAUGAUCAAAUAGAAUUUGCUAUUCGUGAUAUAUUAAAAGCUGAACUUGAUUGGGACUUUGAAAAUAUUGUAUACGAUGGCCCAUAUUUACACCGAUCUACAGAAACCAAUCAAAAUCAUGUUUUAAAUAUCAUUGGACUAUUUCUAAUGUCAAUUAUUUUACUGUUAUCAAUUAUUUUGACUACAGUAUGCGCAAUAAUGUGUUAUGUUAAAAUUAAUCGAUAUACAACAACACAAUCGAGAAAAUCAAAAAGUCUACAAUUUCAGUUGUUUUAUGCUUUAGUAACUCAAACAUUGAUUCCGCUUAUUUUAAUGCACCUUCCCGCUACAAUCUUAUUUAUUUUUACAAUCUUUGAUUUUAAUUUAGGGAACUAUAGUGCCUUAGUGAGCAUGACAAUUGCUAUAUUCCCAGCGUUAGACCCUUUUCCAGUUAUGUUGAUUAUCAAAAGUUAUCGAUUAGCGAUACUUCAAAUGUUGGCAAUCCCAGUUUGGAUUGUGGUUCGAAAAAAUUAA